Messenger RNA from Phyllopteryx taeniolatus (common seadragon), 2613 nucleotides. RefSeq names its product transmembrane protein 238-like. The coding region runs from base 1590 to 2132 and encodes 180 amino acids. The record is from RefSeq and is a predicted model, not a curated record. Lineage: Eukaryota; Metazoa; Chordata; Actinopteri; Syngnathiformes; Syngnathidae. The transcript has 2 exons.
UGUAUAGUUCUCUCCAGAUCCUUGUUGUCUGCUACUCAUGUACCAGGAUGUCAGGAUGCUCUCAAUGGUGUAGCGGUAGUAGGACACCAGCGGAUACUGUGAUAAAGUAUGAUCGUUGCUGUGCCUUUUUCACCGGCGUAUUUGAUUUUUGCAGUCCAUUUAAGAUCCUCUGUGAUGUGGGUGCCCAACAAUUUGAAGCUCUUCACCCCCUCCUAUUUGUCUUUGAUGCACUGUGGUGUACGUCGUGUUGUCAUUUGUGGAGAUUGAGAAAUUGGUGCCUUGAUAUAAGAGUGUCUUGACUUCAGAAUUUUUCGAGAUAUAAACCGUCGUUAGGCCGAUUUAAAUUUCUUUGCUUUGCCUUGCACGCACAAGCUUGAGAUUCGAGUCAGUAAACAACUCACUUCACAACACAGAGGACUAAUGAAAAAUUCUUCAAAAUGGAGGCUUCAAGCUGUUUAUUGACAAACUAAAUGUAAAACAAAGCAUUACGCAUCUUUAAAAACAACCACACAGCUUUGUCCGCUCGCUUAAUGCUGAUUUAAUGCGCAAUGCAAACUCCAUUGACUAAUGCUAAUGGUAGUGCUAAAUACUAUAGCAUCUAUGUUGCGGUGUUACAACCCUUCAAACAACUAUUUGAACACAUGGAGACAGUCAAGGGGUGCACAUAAGUGGUGCGCCUGUGCACAGAAAAUAUUAAGUGUGCACCCAAUUUGAUUGUAUCAGUGCAUUUAGUUGAGUCCUUGUAAGAAUUGUGCCCCUUACUCAUCUGCGGUGCACAUAGCAGCCCUUCACCUCUUUUGUUAGUUUGAUUUUUGACUGUGUUGGUUGUGUGAACAGAAAUAAUUAUAUACGUUUGAUAUUUUUUUUAAUUGUAUAAAUCAUUUUAGCGAUUGGUGCUGUUUAUUUUUUUUCUUGGCUUGAGCACCUGCUAAGUUAUAUUUUCCUUAUCCUCUGUGAAGAACAACUAAUAUUAAUAGCGUAUUGAGGAGCUCACACGUCCAUGUCGACGACAGUACUGUACAGCUACAUCUGUUUGUCUGGCUUGUACUGCCCGUAGAUGCCUGAGGCAGGUUUACCAGAGCAGCAGCGCAAUGGCCAAACAAUUGAGCGGGAGUGAGACAAAAAUGGUUCAUUUCUUUGUAAUUACUGUAGAUAUAAUUUAUUACUUUGGGUGGGGGGGGUGGCUGAAGAACGUUAUUGGCAUUUGCAUGUAAUUCAGUGGGGAAAGCGCUUUUGAAAUACAAGUGUUUUGAGUUACGGGCUUUGUCAAGUAGUGAAUUAAACUUGUAUUUCAAGGCAUCAGUGUAUCUGUUAUUUAUAGUAGGUGGAAAAGUAAAAAGUUGUCAAAAAAAUAAAUACUCUAGCGAAGUACGGAAUGAAACCUGAAUCUAUUUCGGACAGUGAUGAAGCAUUUGUACUUCGUUACUCCUCACAACCAGUGACAAAGCAAUACUUUUAUGACAGACGUAGCAGGCUCUAAAAACAAAAAGCACUUUGCAGGUAGUGUCCUUUGGACCCCUCCUCCAUUGAGCCCACACCCUCCCCCGCUGCCUCUCACCGAUCUCACCUUACAGCCGCCCUACUGACACAUGACACUGCACGCUGACAUGGAACCAGCGUACCGGGGUCUGGGUCGCUGUGUCUGUUGUUUCUGGCUCGCCGUGGCCUUCGACAUCGUAGGACUGCUCGUCCUUCUCAUCGGGGUGUUCGUCAACGUAUUUUUCUACGACCUGCUCAUCUACGCCGGUGCCAUUGUCAUCUUCCUCAGCCUCGUGUGGUGGGUGUUUUGGUACUCCGGCAAUAUCGAGGUGCUCUCCGUGGAACUUGAGGAUGACGUGGGCCUGGUGAAGAAGGACAAGGGCGCUCUGGGUGGCAUCGGCGGGGCGGUCCGGCGCCUGUCCAACCGCGUGUCCAGCGGCAUCAGGAAUUCGUUGCGCAGGAACGGAGGCGCGGCACCCGGCAGCCGGCAGGGAGGCGCGCAGAGGUCUUCUGCGGAUCAGACUGUGGGCCCGGUGGUCGUUGCCAUGGCAACCUUGACGCCAAAUGAGCCAACUUUUCAGACUUGUGCCUCUUCGGUGGAGUGCUAUGAUGCGGAGAUGCCUCCCACAGCAACAGAGACCUCCCCUACAUAAUGGAAGACCAGUGAGACUCUUGUGCAUUAAAUGCUGGCCCAAGGAGCGCCUGCAUGUGCUUUCUUCAACUUAGCUCAUUGAGUUUUGUUUGGAUUACAACAUCUGUGUUGAAUCAAGAAACUGGAAAGCUGGAUAUUCAUGUACAAUUGUAGUUAUAAUGAUCAUGAAUGAUUUCUAUUUUCAAUAAACAUGUAUUUACAGUACCUUGGAAACAUGAAUUUAGUAUGAUUGCGAGUUACCACCAAGCUUUCAGCCUUGAAGCCCCUCUUCCUUGGAUCUCACUCCCUUAAACAAUCUAAAAUAUUGACGCUCACAAUUUUUAGAUUUGCAUGCUCCAUCUGACUCUAGUAACCAAUACAGCAUGGUGGAUGACUAGUUUGCCUCACAAGUCUGAGGACCCGGUUUCAAAUCCGGCCUCACCUGUAUGGAGUUUGCAUGACGUGCUAAAUUGCACCUAAAUAAAAUUUUGUCUUUGAUUUGA